Hymenoscyphus albidus is the source of this 671-nucleotide messenger RNA. NCBI's taxonomy places the organism in Eukaryota, Fungi, Ascomycota, Leotiomycetes, Helotiales, Helotiaceae. The record is from the annotation of a GenBank genome assembly.
CUCACCACCACCACCAGAUCUCUCUGUAGCGCAACUGCAAUUGUCUCCCCACCACCACACAACCCAUCUUCUCCGAUACGAAAAUCCCAUCUUCGCCCUCACGUGGAAGUCCGAGAGGAGGAAAGAAGAGAUGUCGGCCAAAUACGCCUUCUCGCAGACGCUGAAGGAGGUGCGCUUUUUGUUCUGCCAGACGGGCGAGACGAGCGCGGGGGCUAGGUUUGGAUCCCUUCGUGCUUUGCAUGUGGGAUAGGUGCUGAUGGAAUGGUGUGGAUAGAACGUUCCUUGCGCGUGCGUACCCGACUAUGAAGAAGAAUAAUCCACAUACACCCAUCAUGCUCCGGGAAGCUGCUAGUACCCCGGCGCGAGUCUUUGCACGAUAUGGUAUGUCCUGAAUCCGCUACCCAGACUACACAAGGCACGGGAUUCUAUAAAAAAGGAAGAGAAUGGGAUACUUGAUCUGAUUUUCCUUGGGAGGGUGGAGACAUGUAAGGGGCAGAUAGAUGCUAACUAUAUAAUACAGAAUUCGGACAAGAGAAGAGCGAGUCACUGGCCGGAUUAACAGACAAGGAGAUCGAAGAAAAGGUUUCUGGCUUGGUGAAAAAUGGAGUAUGAGUGUUGCCCAGGGAUAGUGGGGAGGGGUAUUGUACAUAUAAGGACGAAUGGAUGUCCUG